ACACUUUGGAAUUUGAUGGAUUUUAUGAUUUAAAAAAGUAUUCUUUGGCUGAUUACGUCAUUCCUCGUAAUCGUUCCUCCAUCAAGCACCUGAGUUGUCGAGCUGAUCUUUCAAGCAUUCAUCCAUUUAAUGCGACAAAAGCUGAUACUUUAGGAAUAAUUAUUCAGAUAGCUAACAAAAACUUAACGAAAUUUAAUGUUAGGUGGUAUACUCCAAGUGAAGAUACGUCUCCGUACUAUAAGUCUGAAAUUCAGACGAUUCAUGAUGAAGAU
Molecule: messenger RNA, 272 nt
Organism: Racocetra persica
Lineage: Eukaryota; Fungi; Glomeromycota; Glomeromycetes; Diversisporales; Gigasporaceae
Source: the annotation of a GenBank genome assembly